Messenger RNA from Heterobilharzia americana, 1764 nucleotides. The record is from the annotation of a GenBank genome assembly. NCBI's taxonomy places the organism in Eukaryota, Metazoa, Platyhelminthes, Trematoda, Strigeidida, Schistosomatidae.
AUGCUUCACCUGGAUCCUGCCCUAUUUGAAGACGUCCCAUCUUCAUCAAAUGUUUCAACAGAAUAUGAAGCUGUUGAUGAUGAGAUACAAAUAGAUUUAGCAAAUUAUAUUUCAAACUAUCAAGGAUAUAUAUACUACCAACGCCUCUUCUUCAUUGCUCAGCGUUGUCCUUCACUUCGAGUCACAGCUCUUCGUCUUGCCCACGAUUACAUCAAGAAGUCGACACUAGAUACUUCAGCGUAUAAUAAAAUCUUUCUUAUGCUAGCCGAGCAAACCAAUCUUUCAGGUGGUCCAUCGGCAUCUAGUGAAUCUUCUAGUCAGCAACAACAGCCUGUUUCCACAACUCGUCCCAUGAUGAAUAAUCAUAUUUCAGAUGGUUUAUCCUUGUCUAGCUCCGAAGAAUCAGCGGUAUUCGGACCCUCUUUAACGGAAGCUACCAGAAGUGUUUUGACUGAUGUCAUGUCUGGUAAAAAUGAGGCCAAUCUAGUUUAUGAUGCCAAGUGGGAAGAAUCCACAAGGAGGAAAGGAAUUAUGUUAUUAGAACAGUUAGAUACGGAGCUCAAAAACCACAAAGCGAAUUCAAUCAAAGAAAGCAUACGUCGUGGUUCAGAUGAUCUUGGAGAUUUGUAUUUACAAUUAGGUCAAUUAAACAAUGCAAAUAAGUGCUUCACUCGUUCUCGAGAUUAUUGCACAUCCCAACAACAAGAAUUAGCCAUGUGUUUAAAUGUCAUCAAGGUGGCUAUAUUUCAGCGUGCUUGGUCUCAUGUUGGUGCGCAUGUUACUCGAGCUGGUAGUUUAUCUGAGCUACGUGAUACAGUUCCACUAAUAUGUGUGAACAAAGCAGAAUCAAACACUCAACAAAGGAGUCGUACUGAAGUAACUUCUCGACAAGGCACAACACGUACAACGACUUCUGAAGUAUCUGGUUCAACAAGAUCAGGCGAAUCUACUACAAGUGGUGGCUCUUCUAGCCUUAUAGAUCCUUCUGGUCGGAUUUUAUCACGACAACCGAGUGACAUUCUUGGAGGAUAUGUGCCUACAUCGGGUGGCCAGAGCUAUCGUGAUGCCUUAACCCAAGCCCGAACUCAGUUGGCUAUCGCAGCAGGAUUAGUUGAGUUAGCUUCUCGUAACUACAGAGGUGCUGCAAUGAAUUUCCUUCAAGUUAGUCAUGACCAUUGCGAGUCACCUACAAGUCGAAUUGUAACUAUGUCAGAUUUAGCGUUUUUCAUCACACUAUGUGGUCUAGCUACUUUUGAACGUACCGAAUUAGCAAAAUUAGUGCUUGGAAAUACUUCGCUUAGGUUAUUACUAGAAGCUGAACCUGCUUAUUAUGCAGUCUGUUUGGGCCGGUUGAACAAAUUACGCAAUUUUUUACGAUUGGAUUUAUUUCUUUCUGAUCAUGUAUCCGCCUUAUGUAGAGAAAUUCGGUCACGAGCUCUUUGUCAGUAUUUCAGUCCAUAUUCAUCGGCUGAUUUAAAUUGCAUGGCUAAAGCAUUUGAUACAAAUGUGGCUAGUCUAGAGAAUGAACUUGCUGUACUUAUCCAAGAUGGUAGUAUCAAAGGACGUAUCGAUUCACAUAAACAGCUCCUUCGAGUGCUGGAUGUAGAUCAGCGUUGUUUGACAUUUGCUCGAGCUUUACACCUGGUAGAUGAGUACAAAAAUCGCACACAUUUAAUGAUAGUUCGAAUGGCACUGGCUCGUCAGAAACUUAUUGUCAAGUCGACAAGGGAUGAUGCUGACUCAAUAUUUCAUUAUAUGUCAUGA